Stylophora pistillata is the source of this 2719-nucleotide messenger RNA. Its product is annotated as sperm microtubule inner protein 8. The record is from RefSeq and is a predicted model, not a curated record. Lineage: Eukaryota; Metazoa; Cnidaria; Anthozoa; Scleractinia; Pocilloporidae.
UUCUCUUUCUCGAUAGUAGUUAUAAACUUUGUUUAUUUUAGCAGGUUUGUAAUUUGAUCUUGUUCGUACUGAGUUUAGUGCUAACGCUUCAUAACUCCAAAAAUUUCUGCUAUUCGUAGCUGCCUUUCAAACAGGCGUAAAUCAUUAUGCGACACUUAAUGCGCCUUGAUUUGCGUAAGGAAGUUUUUUUCUGCUAAAAGCGAUUUUUUGUUCUUAUGGCUGCCGAAUUUUCGCGAGCCAAUUAACACUCGAACAUUUUUAAAGGUUUAUUUGAUUCCCCAUCAAAACAUCAUACCAAGGCAAAUAUAUUCAUAUCAGUUGAUACAGUAAGAAUUUUCGCUCUUUGUUUUGUAUGAUUACGCUUUGAAGACAAAUGAAGCCUUGCUAACUUUGACCUUGUAAAAUUAAACAUAACCAUACGGUCAAAGAAACUCAAAAUAAGUGAAAAUACAAAUUCUCUUGAUUAAAAAUAUCUUAUGCUCUGCUCUCUUGAAAUUGGCUAAAAGAAAAAGAUGAUGAACAACACAACAUGCCAUAGCAACCACGCGCGUGUGCAUGUUGACUGCGUGACAACCGCGCGCGCCUUGAUCCGUUCUUCAAAAUCCUUGCUACAGUAUCUCUCGUUGGCUGGAUUUUAGAAAACUGCACAUAGGUGAACUAAUAGCCUGUCAUGCUGGACAAAAGGAUACUUUUUUUCCUUAUCACAUUUAGUUUGUAGUGUUAAGAUCAACAGGCAGAUUUCAGCAAGUUUUUAAAUUUGGGACACAACAAAAGCCGUAAAACAAAUAGUGAGAGUACCGCCAAGUUUUUUCUCCUUAUCCUAUAGUUUAAUCGAUAAAAUCAGCUGUUUAUUUAUUCCGUGAUUUUUCGCAUGAACCACCUAUUGCUUGAAGAAUGAACAUUUUUGACAUUUUGACCUCUAUCCGAUUUGUAGACAUUGACAACUAAACAUUUCAUUGUCUUCAAAAUUAUUUAACUUUUCAUCGGAUAAAACUUUAAUACGAAUAAAACGGAAUAUUCCGUUGACAGACGAAUGCCUUUCUUAGUUUAAGCAGCAAAGGUCGCCUUACUUCUAAAGAUAGUUCUAACUGUUCUGCCAAUUAAGUUUACGAUCAACAAACCUCAGACUCAAAGGCAAGCAGGCAAAACAAUAAAUAAUUAUUGAAUCUGACAUCUCUGAAUGCGGGGUUUAAAUAUUACAAUCCGUUGUCAAAAGGUUAGUUUAAUUUUCGGUCAGGAUGUUUCCAGGCGAAGCAGGGCGCCCUCCUCUAACGCUAAACUGGAGCUAAAUCGACUUUUACCUUGAUGCAAAUUAACAGUCACCUAUAAAUUAAUAUUUUCACAUUGGCUCAUUAACUCAGUAUGUGGUCACUUUAAGGUUCAAUUCCCUCAAAGGUGGUAAUUAAUUUUAGCCAGUUCCUAUACUUCAAGUUCAAGGUACACUGAGACUGAUCUUCAAACGGCAAUGAAGGAUUACGUGACCAUUUGAUUUGAACACUUAAAUUAAACUUGCCUUUUUAAGAAUGAAAUUCUGCCAUGUAAUUAUGAUUCGAAGCGGAAAUUGUCGCGGAGUCGAACCCUCUUCUACGUCAAAAACACUGAUUACCUCACAAAGGCUUUGCUCAUCACUGAUUGGCGCAAACUCGCGCACCAUUGAAAGAAAAAUUUUGACACCUUGUUCAGUGUCUACAGUCAACACAAGCCGGUCUGAAUCGCUUCCGAUCAAAGGGAAUAAUUUCUUCCUCUCCGGCGAAGUUUCUUUCCAGUUUGGUCGCUGCGACCGCGUUUUCUGAUGCCGAUCACAACUCACACGCGCGUUAAUCCGCGUUUCUCGGGCAGAUCGCAUAUGCUGGCCUCAGUGAAAGAUGGUCUCUACCACCCGAUGUUGCCAACAUUCCGGCGUAUGGACAUGGAUACGGCAGUCCACAAGUUACCGGAAGAACACUCACGCACUACGACUCCACUGACACAGGAGGAUUUUAAAAGCCAAACCAUCACGUUGUUCAGACCAGCUGAGAAGUCGUUGUCAGGCACGAGAAUAACCGAGACAGGGCGACAACUUCAAUCUACCUCCUACCAGCCCAUCGAAUCAGGAGGCAUGGCAGAAUUCUUAAAGCGAUCGAUGACGUCACAGUCUCAGAAACAACCAUCCCCUCUUCCUCCAAAUGAACCAUCAGAGCCAUACACAUUUAUGCCUGAACCAUAUCUCAAGUAUUCAGCUGAUCAGAUGAAAUUCAAUGGUUAUGCAACAAGAUACCUGUCGCCAAGGGAGACCGGGUCAUGGAGAUACUCCCUCAGACAGGAACCCUACAUUGACCUAAGGGGUCAGCGACCCAUUCCUGCCACCAUUUAUAGUCGCUAUCGAGAUGCUCAUCCAAGAGCCAGCGUUGCAGCAAUGCAGUGGCGGUGAAGAUUGGACAUGAUUGAAAACUCUUUAGACUUUUUACAACAGAUUGCCUCAAAAAUACCAAACUCAGGAACCAUUUCCUUUUUUAGCAAGCCCCCAUGGGCCUUUCUCUAUAUUUGAAAUUGUGUUUCAGCACCAGAGUGGAAUAAAAACAAGUAAAUAGAGCAGAUAAAAAACCCAAUACAUUGACAUUUGAAAUUUUUAUCAAAAAAGCAAUAUUUUGGGAAAGUAUGAUCAGAAAAAUUGUUAAUGGUGAUAGACGUGUACACAUGCACACUAAAAUAUCACUAUCAAAUAAAUAUUGAAGAAAUA